Messenger RNA from Chanos chanos (milkfish), 1143 nucleotides. RefSeq names its product trafficking protein particle complex subunit 5-like. The transcript is spliced from 2 exons. Bases 1 to 567 code for a protein of 188 amino acids. Gene Ontology annotation, cellular component: TRAPPII protein complex; TRAPPIII protein complex; TRAPPI protein complex. Lineage: Eukaryota; Metazoa; Chordata; Actinopteri; Gonorynchiformes; Chanidae. The record is from RefSeq and is a predicted model, not a curated record. Gene Ontology annotation, biological process: endoplasmic reticulum to Golgi vesicle-mediated transport.
AUGGACACGUGUUUUACAAGAGGAAAGUCUGUCAUUCUCGAGCGCUCAUUAACUCGCCCUAAAACUGAGGUGAGUUUGAGUGCUUUCGCUCUACUUUUCUCUGAGAUGGUCCAGUACUGUCAGAGUCGCGUCUACUCUGUGUCAGACCUCCAGGCGCGUCUGGCGGACAUGGGACAGAGUGUGGGCGCCAGUCUACUCGAUGUACUGAUGCUGAGAGAGAGAAACGGCAAAAGAGAGACCAAAGUGCUUAACAUCCUGCUCUUCAUCAAGGUAUCUGUAUGGAAAGCUCUGUUUGGGAAAGAGGCGGAUAAGCUGGAGCAGGCUAACGACGACGACAAGACGUACUAUAUUAUCGAGAAGGAACCACUCGUCAACACUUUUAUAUCAGUGCCCAAAGAGAACAGUACGCUCAACUGCGCCGCGUUUACUGCAGGUAUCGUAGAGGCCAUUCUCACCCACAGCGGUUUUCCUGCCAAAGUCACCGCUCACUGGCACAAGGGCACGACGCUAAUGAUCAAGUUCCACGAAUCGGUCAUCGCCCGAGACAAAGCGCUUGAUGGGAGAUAAACGGAAAGAAAUCAGCUGAGCUUUUUUUGGGGCUGGGUUGAGAAAUGUGAGUAAGGAUAGGCUAUCUGAAUGUAAAGGUAACGGUACUGCAACUGGACUGAGUGUUUCAUUUGCAUAAUGAAUGAAGGGUGUGAUGGGCGUAUUUGUCCGAGCGAGCGCAUUUGGGUGUUUUGUGGAUGAAAAAAAGUUUCAUUUGAUGAAUAAGUUUGAGUCACUGACUGGUAGAUACUGGUUACGCUAGUCGAAUGCUAGUGUUUAAUUCUGACUGACUGAAAGAGUAAAUCCAAUCACGGAAUAGGCUUGAAUUUCAGAGAUGUGUGCGUAUGAGAGAGAGAGAGAUAGAGACACAGUAAUGAAUGAAUGAGAAGAGAGUAUCUGAACUAUUCCGCAUAUGACUAAAUCAAGUAAGCAAAGUCCAUCCACAAACAAAUAUAUAGAUUGCAGAGGGGUUUUUUUAAUCAAUGUGACUGAAGUUAAGCUUGUUGUUUAAUCAUACAGUUAAUCAGUAAGUUCUGUAGCGGUCAAACCCACAGGAAGUAUGUAUGUUUCUCACAGUCAGUGAAUUCAUGUUGCCUA